This is a messenger RNA of Juglans microcarpa x Juglans regia, 1828 nucleotides long. RefSeq names its product vacuolar iron transporter homolog 4-like. Bases 985 to 1644 code for a protein of 219 amino acids. The transcript has a single exon. Gene Ontology annotation, biological process: intracellular manganese ion homeostasis. The record is from RefSeq and is a predicted model, not a curated record. Gene Ontology annotation, molecular function: manganese ion transmembrane transporter activity; iron ion transmembrane transporter activity. Lineage: Eukaryota; Viridiplantae; Streptophyta; Magnoliopsida; Fagales; Juglandaceae. Gene Ontology annotation, cellular component: membrane.
CAUCUCUAUGCUAGCUGAUCUUCUCAAGAAAACGUAAUGCACCCAAGAAAAUUCUUUCCUUGCCGGCAGUUUCCCCCCCCUGUUUUGCUCACUUUCAUUUAGGUUGCGUUUAGAUUGAAGAACUUGGUAUAUAUGUAUAUUUGAAUUUAGAGUUGGAUUUCAAAUCAAUCAUGCAUGAUUGUAAUUAGAUCUAAGAUUUUGAAAAGCUUAAAUGCUUGUUUGGCCUUGUUAAUAUAAAUCCAAAUCCAAUCUUAAUAUAUAAUCUGGCCAAGUACAAGUGAUUUGGAUUUUAAAGGCCCCGGCCGGCCAAAUCCAAAUCCCCCUCCUAAAUCCAUCCUACCAAACAUACCAUUAAAAAAUCUCCUAUUGUUUCUUUCUAACUUUUUUUUGGCUUUAAUUAAUGUUGAUAUUCUCCAGUUUGAAGAAGAGAGACAUUCUCUAGCCACAAGAUUUCUCUAGUCACAAAGAGAUUACACAAAAGUAAAUCUACAAAUUGAUGCGACUAACUUGAUGGGGUAUGUCAAUUAUAAAGUUACUUUUAUUAUAAAAUAAAUUUAACAAAUUCCAUGAUGCCAUGUUAGUUUGUGAGUUUAUUUUUAUGUAAAUUCUUUGUGUCUGUAAUAAUUCUAAAUACACAAUUUGCGGUGAUUUUUUCUUUCAUUUCCUUCGCCUGAUCUAUCUCCCAUUUCCUGCUAUGUACUAUUCCCCAGAUAUGGCACUCAGCCUCAGUGUUUCAAACUUCCAUUAUCCAUUAGCUAAUGAGACAGCCAUUGCCAUUAUUUUUUGGACCAUUUACAAGGUUGUUUUCUAAUUCUUUUUCAUAAUUAUAAAGCUGAAUUCUUCUCUCAAUCAGUGGGCAGACCCCACCAUUGCCUCCAUAAUUAGAGAUCUCCAUCCAUAAAUACGUACGUACCCAUCUCCAAUUGCGUGUGUCCUCCACACUUCUCCUCUGCAGUUCAUAUCAUUAUUUGUUCAUUAACAACCAUGGCAUCCAACCAAACAUCCCUCAAUGGUGCCAAAUUCACCAUUCCCUCCAUGGACCUCGAGCAACAGUCAGCCCUAGAGCUUGAAACCAAGGAAUUUGACUACUCUAAAAGAUCUCAAUGGCUACGUGCAGCUGUCUUAGGAGCCAAUGAUGGGUUGGUGUCAACAGCCUCAUUAAUGAUGGGUGUUGGAGCUGUUAAACAAGAUGUAAAGGCCAUGAUACUUACUGGGUUUGCUGGUCUUGUUGCUGGGGCUUGCAGCAUGGCCAUAGGAGAGUUUGUGUCAGUGUACUCACAGUUGGACAUAGAGUUGGCCCAGCUGAAAAGAGACAAUCAAAGGGGAAAUGGUGAAGACAGAUCAGAAGAGGAAGAGAAAGAGAGUUUGCCCAACCCCAUGCAAGCUGCUGCAGCAUCAGCUCUUGCCUUUUCUGUGGGUGCAUUGGUUCCACUGCUAGCAGCUUCAUUUAUAGAGGAGUAUAAGGUGAGAGUGGGGUUGAUUGUUGGUACAGUGAGCUUGGCUUUGGUGGUUUUUGGGUGGCUGGGGGCUCUGUUAGGUAAGGCCCCUGUGUUUAGGUCUGUUGUGAGGGUUUUGCUUGGAGGUUUGAUUGCCAUGGCUAUAACCUUUGGGUUGACCAAGUUGAUUGCAUCUAGUGGGCUGUGAAUCUGUGAUAUUAAUAUACCCCAAUCUCCAACUACAUACACAAUGUUCUUUGUUUAUGUGCCCUCUCUUUCUCCUGGUAAUGUAACCAGUCACGACAGUUUUUUUUUUUCCCUUCCUCUGUCUUCUCUAUUGCAUCUUUCCUUGUAUCAGAUGGAUGCUAAAACCAGUUAAUCACGAUUUAUGA